Molecule: messenger RNA, 1274 nt
Organism: Mercenaria mercenaria
Lineage: Eukaryota; Metazoa; Mollusca; Bivalvia; Venerida; Veneridae
Exons: 3
Coding region: 113-634 (173 amino acids)
Source: RefSeq, a predicted model, not a curated record
CCCACUUCGACAGGCAUGAUUAUCUUAUCUGUUUUGUGAACAAUGUUUGCACAUGAUAUGAUCAUUUAAAUGUUUUAAAGAAUUCUUUUUACAAUCAAACUACGGAUAGAAAAUGGCGCCAAACGAUUACAAAUUUUUGGAAGGCGUGUCUACAGUAGGCCUCUAUGCAGCUCUCUUCUGCAGUACCGUUGCUGACAUUACGAACAUUUACAACAUGAAAGUCACCAAUAGCUCCACCGAUGUUGCUGUUGUUCUAUGGCUGCUGGGAUUGUCUUUUUGCUUCCAAGUUGGUGUGGCAUUGCUUGCCGUUAUCAUGUACAUGAUAAACAUGAAGGAACAUGGUGGCCGAAAGGAGAAACCAUACAAACGCCUGAGGCUUCUUGAUUCCGAAAAACCUGAGCAAGGCCGCUUCGACAGACGAAUGUGUUGCCGACUGUCCUUGUACAAGAUCCUGUAUAUAGCGUGCUUAAUUUGCAUUCUGGUCAUCAUACCGCUUCAGAUUAGUGCAAGUAUGUUGAGAGCUAGCAUAGGAAUUAAACUCUCGCCGCCAAACGAAGAGGUUGGUCUGCAUAAUAUAUAUUCAACAUUGAACCCAAACUUAACAACGGCAAUGGAAGCUUACAAGUCACUUUAACAAUACCCCCAAACUUCACAACAACAACUGAAAUUCCAACUUGGCUUAAAUUGCAAAAAUAUUUUGAGAAGUAAAGAAACCACGACAUCUUCGUACAAUAGUUACAAAUGAUAUUGUGACCAAACAGAGCUUGCAUAUAUAUGUGUAUCCGGGAGAUUGUGUAGCACAGAUGAAAUGGUUUAUGUUUAUCAUUAGACAAAACUAUGUCACUCGUGUAACCACAGUGCAGCAAUUAUGAAAAUUCAGAAUGGAAUGAUCUUAGUAUUACUGGCUUGAUUUUAACAAAUACAUGAAAGAAAACUUGUACUUUUUUAUUUCGUGACUGACAGACACGAGUUACAUAUGCAAUGAUAAAAAAAUCAGGUUUUUCGUCAUUGAAGACAAUGAUUCUUAAUAUUCGCGAGUGUUUUGUAUUUGCAUAUUACUAGAUGUUUGUGAAACUGAAAUGAUCACGAAAAUUACCUGAUCUACAGUAAAACGAGCUGCACGAAUUUCUAAUUAUUAUACAUUAUUCUAUUACUGGAAAUUUUGUUAGGGGUUAACUUACAUCUUAAGGUUUAGGAGUAUAUCACCAAAACACAGAAAUAUUUUAUUAACGAAUAACAUGUUACCAAUAUUUUACUUAACCAUUACAUGUUCU